Penicillium canescens is the source of this 291-nucleotide messenger RNA. RefSeq lists its product as uncharacterized. Lineage: Eukaryota; Fungi; Ascomycota; Eurotiomycetes; Eurotiales; Aspergillaceae. The transcript has a single exon. The coding region runs from base 1 to 291 and encodes 96 amino acids. The record is from RefSeq and is a predicted model, not a curated record.
AUGUGCCGCCAAUACUUCACAUUCUACGAAUGGUGCCAAUGCGAAGAAGACGCCGGGCAGAGCGUAUGCGCCGGCCACCGUCGCAACAACUGCCCGGGCGUUAGCAUCGAAACCGUCCACAUGCACUGCUUCUGCAACGGCCACGCUACACAGGGCUUCAAAUCCGAGAAACAGACACGGAAGGAGGAGAACAAGGCCGGGCGCCGCUCUCAGGAUUCUAUGGAUGAGAAGACGUCCUUUGGACGCCGCUGGUUCCAGUGGUAUCAAUGGCGGGGCUUGCGAUCUCACUGA